GGAGUAUAGGAGGACUCCGGAUGUUUUUAUGCUGUAUGCAGGGGCGGGUGCAGCGGGAGGGCCCCCCGGGUGUGGGGCACCCCUGGAUAUGUCUGGGUCGGACGUCCUCUCCUGGAGGAGCCGGUGGUUGGAGCUCAAUGAGGUGAGGCAAGCGCCUGGGGCUGCUGACUGGGCGUAUUGGGUGGUGGGGGGCUGAAUGGAGCUGCAGAAGGAAGACCAGACUUCGGAAGGGGGAAAGGUUCACUGUGGAAAAAUGCCCCUCAUCCCAGAUCUCCCCUUUCCCGCAAAUUGUCAGUGCUUGGAGCCACCCCCAGGAGCCAAGAGACUCCCCCCGCCCCCUAUCCCUGAAAGCCCCUGGCAAGUGGGUUACUCCAUUUGUGGGCUUGUCCCCUGCUGUUUUGGCAGGUGCGUUUCCCUUACCCCCUACCCCACCCCCACAUGCAGUCCAGUGAGAAGCAAGCAAGGUUCAACUGUCCCUCUGCCCCUUCUCUCUCCUUGGGGCCAACUGGGAACCCAGUCCAGCCUUCAGUUUCUAGCCCUGGACUGCCCGCAGAGGGGAGAAUCCAUAGUGGUUGGUUCCCGGGAAGCGUUUAGAUGCUUGGACUGUGUGUGUGCGCGUGUGUGUAAAGCAUGCACACGUCUAUGUGGGCGAGGACAUGUGGCUGUGAGUGUGUGCCUCUGAGCAUGUCUGUGCAUCGGUCUGGAGAUAUCCGAGUGUAUCUUCUUACUGCGUGUACAUGGGUCUGUGUGUUUAUGUGUUUUCAUGAGUAUGAGGUGUUUCUGUGUGAUGCAUGAGUCUCUGUGUACAUGGGUGAGGCCGUGACCAUGUAUGUGUGACUGUAUGUGUGUCUAUUGCCUUCCUUAUGUCACUUCACACCCUGGGACCCCGUCACUGCUGAGCUGCCUCACUCCUGUAUCUUGAGUCCUCAGCCUGAGACCACAAAUGCCCUCAGACCUUGGGGGCUGGCCUCAUUUCUGUGCCUGUGUAUGUGUGUUGAGGGUGUCCGCAUCUGGUGUCAGCACUGAGCACCAAGAAGCCCCUCCCCGCCUGGUGGCAGACAGCCACCAGAGGACAGGCUUGAAGCCUGGACCUGUUGCUGCCCCUCCCUGCUCAGAAAGCUCGGGCAUAUGUCUGCGUAUAGGUCUCUACGUGUGGCAUGUCCCACAUGCCACAUUCAAUAUUUUGUACCUGCUGACCAUUUUUCAUACGUUAUUCGUGUAAUUCACUCGCUAACCUAUAAUUUUGUAGUACCCUUCUGGUUUUGCUUCCUUUACGUUCAUCCUAAAUUGCUGCCAGGGUGACCUUUCUAAAAUAUACUUGUGACGAUGUCACUCCUCUGCUUAUUCAAUGCAUCCCUAUUACCUGAAGGAGAAAAUUCAUGUUCUAGCAUAACACUGCUCUUUUUUUUUUUUUUUUUUGGUUUCGUCCUGAUGUUCCAGUAAUAUCUGUCUAUCCCAUUCUGAAUAACCCUGCUCCAGUUUUGCCAUAUUGCACAGGUGUUGUCACUUACUAUAUUAUUUCAUACUUGAUCUUUUUGCUCAUUCUAGAAUGCCCUUCACACCCUCCCUGUGCACUUUGUGUGUCAUUUACGAUACAGCCCUAUCUUCCCAGCAUUUGCUGACCUUCCCAAAUGUAAGUGUUUUCUCCUUUGUGCGUUCACUGUACGUUAUUGACUUCCCUUGCAGAACUAGUGGAUGGUAUUUUCCUGUCCUUACCUGUUUUCAUGCAUCUCUACCGCUACUAGCAUAUAGAACAGACUCUGUCUUUUAUUUAUAUUUCCAGCUCUGCCCCGGAUCGUGGCUAUGACUUGACAGAUACAGUAUGUGCUUGUCUUCCUGAGUGGGUGAGUGUGUGACCAAAUGAAUUAAUGUGAUAUUUUUCUGAAGUUGUGUUUUUGUUUAGUACGGUUUUUCUAGGAAGGAACGGCAAAGUCAGCAAUGGAAGCAAAGGAAAAUGGUGUUGGUGUUACUGAAAAUGUGCCACCAGAACAAACAGUUAAUGACAGUUUGACUUCUGCUGGUGGAGUGCAUAAAAAUUACAGAAGUGAUAUGAUGUCAGCAUUAGAAUUAGGAGAAGAGGAAGAUGUAGAAUCACUUUCUCUUCCUGAGAGUAUGUCUGAGAAUCCCAACAAAUAUGUUCCUCGUUUCUCUGGAGCUGCGGAUCAGAAAGGGCAAAGUAUAUUAUAUGGACAAGUAGAAGGAGCAGAUAAGAACGCUGAGGAAGACUCUAUAACCAGACUUUCCGACAAACCUGGUCCUGAUGAUUCAUGGCCUACAUCGGCUAGCCAAGACUUCAAUUUUGGUACCAAGUGAGAGCAAAACGUGGCACUGUGAAACCAGAAGGUGGAACCUUAACUGAGGACAACAAUCCUGAUUCUGAAAAUAAAGAUAUGGCUGAAACUCUUUCCAAACCACCAGCCAGAGUUUAUGGCGAUCCUCUUCCUGUUUUACCAUCAUCUAAAUCUCUUCUGAAACCUUCUCUCGAGACGUUAGCUGUCCUUGGUCUUGCAAAGGUGAAGCAGAUCAUGGAGGAGGCAGUCACACGGAAGUUCGUCCACGAGGACAGCAGCCGCAUCAUCUCCUUCUGUGCGGCUGUAGAGGCCUGUGUCCUGCAUGGGCUGCGGCGGCGGGCGGCUGGCUUUCUGCGCAGCAACAAGAUUGCAGCUCUCUUCAUGAAAGUGGGCAAGAACUUCCCACCGGCCGAAGAGCUGAGCCGCAAGGUGCAGGACCUGGAACAGCUGAUGGAGAGCGCGCGAAACCAGAUUCAGGGCCUCCAGGAGAAUGUGCGGAAGCUGCCGAAGCUGCCCAGCCUGUCCCCACUUGCCAUCAAGCACCUGUGGAUCCGCACUGCUUUGUUUGAGAAGGUCCUGGACAAAAUUGUGCAUUACCUGGUGGAAAACAGCAGUAAAUACUAUGAGAAGGAAGCCCUCCUGAUGGACCCGGUGGAUGGCCCUAUCCUUGCGUCUUUGUUGGUGGGGCCCUGUGCCCUGGAGUACACCAAGAUGAAGACUGCCGAUGACUUCUGGACUGACCCCUCGGCUGACGAGCUUGUCCAGAGGCACCGCAUCCACAGCUCGCACCUGCGGCAGGACUCACCCACCAAGCGUCCAGCCCUCUGUAUCCAGAAGAGACAUUCAAGUGGCAGCAUGGACGACCGACCAUCCCUUUCUGCCCGUGACUAUGUUGAGUCCCUGCACCAGAACUCCCGGGCCACACUCUUCUAUGGCAAGAACAACGUUCUGGUUCAGCCGAGGGAUGAUAUGGAGGCCGUGCCAGGGUACCUGUCUCUACACCAGACAGCUGACGUCAUGACCUUGAAAUGGACGCCUAACCAGCUGAUGAACGGGUCGAUGGGGGACCUGGACUAUGAGAAGAGCAUCUACUGGGACUAUGCUAUGACCAUCCGCCUGGAGGAGAUUGUAUACCUGCACUGCCACCAGCAAGUGGACAGCGGUGGGACAGUGGUGUUGGUCAGCCAGGACGGGAUCCAGAGGCCGCCGUUUCACUUCCCCAAGGGGGGGCACCUCCUGCAGUUCCUCUCGUGCCUGGAAAAUGGGCUGCUCCCUCACGGGCAGCUGGACCCUCCACUCUGGUCUCAGCGGGGGAAGGGCAAAGUAUUUCCCAAACUGCGCAAGCGAAGCCCUCAGGGUUCUGCCGAGUCCACGUCUUCGGACAAGGAAGAUGACGAGGCCACAGAUUACGUGUUCAGGAUCAUCUAUCCCGGCAUGCAGUCUGAAUUCGGUAAGCUUCCCAGUCUCUGGGCCCCCGAGAUCUAACCUGUUAGCUGAACA
Felis catus (domestic cat) is the source of this 3791-nucleotide messenger RNA. Its product is annotated as small G protein signaling modulator 1-like. NCBI's taxonomy places the organism in Eukaryota, Metazoa, Chordata, Mammalia, Carnivora, Felidae. Gene Ontology annotation, molecular function: GTPase activator activity. The coding region runs from base 2391 to 3776 and encodes 461 amino acids. The record is from RefSeq and is a predicted model, not a curated record. The transcript has 16 exons.